Molecule: messenger RNA, 1185 nt
Organism: Oryza brachyantha (malo sina)
Lineage: Eukaryota; Viridiplantae; Streptophyta; Magnoliopsida; Poales; Poaceae
Exons: 1
Coding region: 127-1107 (326 amino acids)
Cellular component (GO): plasma membrane
Molecular function (GO): kinase inhibitor activity
Source: RefSeq, a predicted model, not a curated record
UUGCCCAUAAAAGUUUUUCAAACACUCCUGCCCAGCCACUGCCCCCGUCACCUCCUUAACUCCUCUCCUCCUUCCCCCGUUUGGCCAUCUUGGCCGGACGAUCGGAGCAAGCCCUGCUUCCACUCGAUGUGCCCAAGAGCGACGGCGCAGCACGGGGGCGCUGCAAUGGCGAGAGCAGCUGCUGCUCAGUGCUUUGUGGAGGAGGAGUAUAUCGACCUGGAUCUCAGUUCUUGCCGGGGGCUCGAGUUCCGGGUGUGCCGGAGCGCGGCGGCGCCCUGCGGGGAUGAGACGCUCUGCAGGGGAAGGCUGCACAGGGCCGUGCCGAGGUCGGGGGCCAAGCAGCAGCAGGAAGCUGAUGCGGGCGGAGGCGGCUGUGGCGGCGGUGGCAGGAGGAGCACCGCGACGGUUGCGCCGUGGCAGCAGCCGCAUGGUGGUGGUGCGGGGGUGCGUAAUGCGCAUCCGGCGAGGCUGCAGCAACCGGAUGGCGCCACCGGCCGGCGCAAGAAGGCCGCCGGGACCGUGCACGCGAAGCUGCAGGCGUCGCGGGCCUUCUUCCGGUCCCUGUUCGCGAGGACCUCGUGCUCCGACGAGCAAUGCCACGGCGUCGGCGUCCGGGCCACCAGGAGCAGGACGGCCACGUCGCCUGUCGGAAUCAAGAACGGCGGAGCUGCCGGGGCCGCCAAGCCGGCGCCGUUUGGCCAAAUCAGGAGCAGCUACGGCAGCUGCAGCGGCAGGGCGGCGGCGCCGACCACCCUGAGGAGCAGCAUUGAGCAGGAGAAGCUCAUGGACGAGGAGGAGCACGCGGCCAGCGUCCGCCAACGGAAGUCCUUCUCCGGCGUGAUCAAGUGGCGUCCAGCGCCGCCGCCGCCGCCGUCGGAACCGACGGCCGCAUCAUCGAGGCCGCGGCCGCCGCCAUCCUCGACGUCGAGGAGGAGCUCAGCCUGCGACCCGCCGCUGAAGAGAUGCAGCAGCGCCCGGUCCGAGUCGGAGGGGCUCAUCCAGGGCGCCAUCGCCUACUGCAAGCGCUCGCAGCAGCAGCUCGUGCUCGCCCGGAAGAGCGUCAGCGACGCCGCCCUCUGCUCCCUGCAAUUCCAAACUCAGCUCUAGUACCGUAGCCUACUCCUCCCUCCCUCCCUUCCUCCUACGUGUGCAUGCUAGCUAAAUUAUAGACGGCUCCCAAAAUGA